Molecule: messenger RNA, 1275 nt
Organism: Triticum turgidum subsp. durum (durum wheat)
Lineage: Eukaryota; Viridiplantae; Streptophyta; Magnoliopsida; Poales; Poaceae
Source: the annotation of a GenBank genome assembly
AUGGCGUCCGACGACCUCUUCGAAGGCCUGCCUCCGCCUGCGGCGCCCGCCGGCGAAGACCGUGCGGGUGCGGCCUCCCCCGCGCCGCCUCCUCCUCCGCCGGCUCCGAAGGUGCCGAGGCAUUCCGCGCUGAAGAGCUCCCUCAAGCGGGACAAGCCCUCCCCCUCCUCGGCCGCCACCUCCUCCUCCUCACCCGCCGCCGCCGCCGCCAGCGUCGCUCCCGCCGAUGUCGCCGCCGUAGGCCGCGUUCCUGAGAAGCGUCUUCGCUUCAGAACUACUGUUGAUGCAUCAGAAAUGCAAAUCAUUGAGGCUAUGCAGAAGAUAACUUCACAUAUAGGGAAUCCUUCAAAAUUCAGCAAGGCAUCAAAGCUUGCUCUACAGCUUAUUGAGGCUGGAAGUGUCAAGCCAGAGACAAUCGGUCACUUCUUUGCUGUACUAGAGGCUGCAAUGUCUUCACCGGGAGCCUGCAAUGAACCUUCUGUACGUGCAGAUUACCAGGCACUGUUUAAUGCUGCUGAGGGUGUAACAGAGUGUUUCAACCAAGAGCAGAAAAAUCAGUUUGAUGUAUGGAUGCUUCACGCAGUGGUGGCUAAUGAUCUCUGUACUGAUGACAGUUUUGUGUUUUCAAAGGCUGUAGGGAAGAUUAAAGAUGCCAUUUCAGCCCUGCCGGUAGCGACAGUGGACGAUGAUAACGAUGAAGCAGCAGCACUUGCAGCACUUGCUGAGAUCCAAUCUGGCACCACAGAGAAUAAGGCAGCCGAUAGCAACACACCUGCUGCAGCGUCCAACUCUGGAGAAGAAUCCUCAGAUCCUUUCGGUCUAGAUAAUCUCCUGGAGCACAAGCCAAAGAAAUCCGAGAAGUCUCAGGAUAAGGGGGCUGGAGCCCUGAGCAGAAAGGCAGACGAGGAGUCCAGGAGACUUUUGAGGUCACGGCGCGAAGCCCUCCUGAAAUGCCUCGAGACAGCCGCUCGGCGCUACAGGAUACCAUGUGGGCUGGCUUUGUUUGUCAGGACGCAGACGAGCAUCGACAUCCUGGGGCGGCACGCGUACGAGAGCGUGGGGCGGUUCACGGCCCGGCAGCGGGAGGCGGUGGAGAAGCUGUGGAACUCGAUCAAGGAGCAGCAGAUCCGGCGCAAGCACGGCAAGUCGGCGAGCGGGAAGCUGGACGUGAACGCCUUCGAGCGGCUCCAGGAGAAGUACUCCCACGAGAAGAUCAGCAUCCGGCGCGCCGUCGGCGGCGCGGGCGACCGCCGCGCCACGCAGUGGCUCGGCUAA